AUGGAGCAGAGAGGACGGACGUACUGUACCGACGGAAGGCAUAAACUAGUACGUAGAGCAGAGCAGAAUCGGGGCUUACAACCCACCCUCGACGUACCGACAACCUACCCCGGUACCGCACUCGAACAACCAUCACCACCACCACCACAAACACCCCUCAACCUCAACCUCAACCUCAACCUCAACCUCAACCUCAACCUCAACCACAACCACCCCACCCCGCCACUCACCAUGGGUUUCUUCUACAGCAAAGGCAUCGGCGGUCGCCGCGCCGGCGCCACCAUCACCGCCGACCGCCACGGCCUGCGCCGGCCCAUCUUCCGCUUCCGCUGCUGCGGCCUGAACUGCUUCCGCUGA
This is a messenger RNA of Drepanopeziza brunnea f. sp. 'multigermtubi' MB_m1, 357 nucleotides long. Lineage: Eukaryota; Fungi; Ascomycota; Leotiomycetes; Helotiales; Drepanopezizaceae. The record is from RefSeq and is a predicted model, not a curated record.